Messenger RNA from Aureobasidium namibiae CBS 147.97, 834 nucleotides. RefSeq names its product NUDIX family hydrolase. Bases 1 to 834 code for a protein of 277 amino acids. The record is from RefSeq and is a predicted model, not a curated record. The transcript has 2 exons. Gene Ontology annotation, biological process: ribose phosphate metabolic process; nucleoside phosphate metabolic process. Gene Ontology annotation, molecular function: ADP-glucose pyrophosphatase activity; ADP-ribose pyrophosphatase activity. NCBI's taxonomy places the organism in Eukaryota, Fungi, Ascomycota, Dothideomycetes, Dothideales, Saccotheciaceae.
AUGAGCACAUUCACACUGCCUGGCUUCUCACCCGAGUGCCCAGUCCACUUGACUAGUGACCUCACAAAAGAGCAAUUGCUUUCCUUCCCAGCCUUCAAGACAUGGUCAGAAACUCUUCAACAUUCGCUCAAGCAACAAGAAUCGAAGAACCACACCUUUCACGACAAGCCCUACAAGCUCCGAAAGAUCGACAUUCAAAGCGUCGACUUUUUCGGCGGAGAACGAAUCGGGUUCAUCAAGUUCAAGGCAGAAGUGACAAAUGAUGAUGGAGAAAAGUUCCCUGGCUCUGUGUUUUUGAGAGGAGGCAGUGUUGCUAUGCUGCUUAUCCUACAACCUGAUGAUGUGGACGAGGGCUCUGAAAAAGACAAGCACGUACUGCUUACCGUACAGCCCCGUAUCCCAGCUGGAUCGCUCUGUUUCCCAGAGCUUCCGGCGGGUAUGUUGGACGAUGCAGGUACAUUCUCUGGAGGAGCCGCCAAAGAGAUUGAAGAGGAGACGGGCCUCAAGAUCAAAGAGGACGAACUCAUUGACCUAACAAAGCUCACAUUUGGCCAUGAAGACGAGACUUCGGACGGAGAGAAGUUGCAAAAGGCAAUGUAUCCUUCUGCUGGCGGCUGUGAUGAAUUUGUGCCUGUCUUCCUACACCAGCAGCGCAUUCCACGCAAACAGCUCAAGGAUUGGCAGGGCAAGUUGACAGGACUGCGCGAUCACGGUGAGAAGAUUACGCUGAAGGUAGUGAGACUGGAGAACUUGUUCCGCGAGGGAGGCAGGGACAGCAAGGCAUUGGCUGCUGUGGCUAUGUACGAGGGCCUGAGACGUGAGGGCAAGUUGUGA